UUUGGCUCAAGGCUCAAGGCAACAAUUCUGAGGGGCAGCAUUCAAACUCCGCCAACCAUGGGUGAGUUCACCAUUCGUACCCGCAAGUUCCAGAGCAACCCCCUGCUGGGUCGCAAGCAGUUCGUGCUGGAUAUCAUCCAUCCUGGAAUGGCGAAUGUGUCCAAGAAGGACCUGGCGGACAAGCUGAAGAGCAUGUACAAAGUCCACGACGCGCAGUGCAUCCAGCUCUUCGGCUUCAAGACCGCCUUCGGGGGCGGCCGCAGCUCCGGCUUCGGACUGAUCUACGAGAACCUGGAGAAGCUCAAGAAGUUCGAGCCGAAGUACCGGCUGAAGCGCACCGGCAUCGCCGGAGAGAAGACCGGGCCAGGACGACGUGCCAAGAAGGACAACAAGAACAGGGCGAAGAAGGUGCGCGGCAAGGACAAGGCCAAGGCCACGAAGAAGUGAGCGCCGGCCCCGCCGGCGCGGCCGGAGCGGUCGUAGAGUCUGGGAAGAGUUUGCUGCCUGUUGCCAGAGA
Molecule: messenger RNA, 517 nt
Organism: Effrenium voratum
Lineage: Eukaryota; Dinophyceae; Suessiales; Symbiodiniaceae
Source: the annotation of a GenBank genome assembly